GGGUUCCUGUCAGUAAGUACUCAGGGACUCCACAGAAAACGCUAGCAACAAACAUGGCAGCCGCCGGAGGUGAACGAAUUGGAGAAGACGGGGCCUAUUAUUUGGAGCAGGCAUCACUUGCUGCUGAUUCCGACGAUGAAUUCACCUAUGAAGAAGUCCCAAUCGAUGAUGACUUUGCAUCAGAACCAGACGAGGACCUCCAUGCAGCUGUCAGAACCAUACAGGAGGCGCAGGAGGAUCAAGAAGCCCUGAUGCGAGGAGAAAGGUUGGUUCCUCCACCUGUCAACCUGAGGCCAGAGGUGGUGGACGAUUUCGUGCGCAACUUCCUGGUGAAGAUGGGAAUGAUGCGUACCAUGGACUGCUUCCAGACAGAAUGGUAUGAACUGCAGCAGCGCGGCCUCCUGAAUGAGGAAGAUGUCAAGACCGUCCCUGACUUAUACGUUCACAACCAGCAGCUGGACGACCAGGUCAAGACGCUGAGGAGAGAUUUGGAAAAGUUUAAGGAUGCAGCGAAUAAAGCAAAGGACACUUACGUCAAGCUGCGAAAGGAGAGAGACUACAACCGCAUGCACCACAAGAGAGUGGUGCAGGAGAAGAACCGACUGAUUGAAGACAUUAAAAAAUUGAAGAAGCACUAUGCCUCCUACGAGCCAACUUUGCAGCAGUUGAAGCAGAAGUAUGAGAUGGCCAUGAAGGAGAAGAUGCUGGCCAAGCUGGAGCGAGACAGAGCCGUCAAUCAGGUUGCUGGCCUCCAGGCCACCUUGCGGAACCUGGAGUCAGGCAGUCGGGACAGUGGGUCCCUGGAGCUGUCCAAGGCUGAACGCCGGCUGGUCUACGCCUCGGGGGUGGGCCCCACUCAGAGCGCCGUACGCCAGGCCAGGGAGAUGCACACCCAGCCCAGCCGACCUGACCCCGACAACAUGGACGUCACAGCUCAGCCCCAGCCCAGACACCCCGAUGAUUCUGAAUUCCCAGUGGACACAGGUGUCAACCCACAGCUGACUCACAUCAAAGGCCCCUCUGCCCACCUGACUCGCACCGGAGGGUUUCGCCUGACCCACACCAUCCAGGCACACACGCUGGCCGUCAGUGGCAUUGCCCUGCAUCCUCGCAAGCAGAUCCUGGCCACGGUGAGCGACGAUCACACCUGGAAGAUGUGGGCCAUCCCCAGUGGGGACAUCAUCAUGACCGGAGAGGGCCACACCGACUGGGUGGCAGACUGCGACUUCCAUCCCAGUGGAGCCCAGCUUGUUACAGCCAGCGGCGACGCCACAGUCAAGAUCUGGGACUUCUCCAAAGCAGAGUGCGUGCACACCUUCACCGAACACCAACAUGCAGUGUGGGGCUGUGCUUGGCACACCUGCGGAGACUUCAUAGCCAGUUGCUCCAUGGACAACACCUCCAAGGUCUGGGAUCUCAACAGCCUGCGAUGUCGCUUCACACUCCGAGGCCACACCGAUUCCGUCAACAGCAUCAUGUUCCUGCCAUAUUCCAACACGCUGUUGACCUCCUCAGCUGAUAAAACCGUUUCCCUGUGGGAUGCAAGAAUGGGCAUCUGUGGGCAGACUUUCUACGGUCACUUGCACUCCGUCAACCACGCCACUUUCAACCUCAAGGGAGACGCUGUCGCAUCCUGUGACAGCUACGGCAACAUCAAACUCUGGGACGUGCGCACCUGUGCUCCUAUGGCAACCGUGGACAUUGGGCCCCAUCCAGCCAACCGAGUUGCAUUUGACGGAUCGAGCUCAGUGCUGGCCAUUGCAAGUAACGAUGGUACCACCAAGAUGUACGAAGUCGCAAGUGGACAGGUGUCCAACUUGGCUGGUCACGAAGACGCGGUGCAUUCGGUCUGCUUUGAUAAGUCAGGCGACUUUCUUGUCUCUGGCAGUAGUGACUGCACCGUCAGAAUCUGGUCCUAGAUUCUCACCAGCUCUGUAAAAUAUUUAUGUGGUGAAACUUGGAAUGAUAUAGUUUUGUUUAGUUUUGAGCUUGUAAAUGAUGUGAGGAUGGCUGCUGUCUUCGAUGGUUGAGUAGAGUGGAUGAGGAGUUUCAAACUUGAACUCUUUCGGUCAGAGAUUGAAAAGGUCCUGUCAGUAAAAAUACACAUUUCUCCAAAGAUUUAAAUGUCACAUACAGCUUUUAUAGCGACUCACCCAGAAUUGUGAGUAAGAUAAACUCAGUCUAGAUUCAGGGUUGUGGAAUUGUAAGAAGAUCAGAUUGUAAACAAUCAAACUACAAAGGUACAUCAUUUUAACAUGAAACACAUUCAGAUAGAAUGUAUAAAAAGAAACCUGCUCAGAAAAAAAACCAAAAACACUGACAUUCCUUCCAGUUGCAGAAAUUCCAUUAGUAAUACACUUUCAGACGUUUUUAUGUGAUUUUUCCCUUUUCUCCAUCCACCUGCAAGAGGAAGAGGUUUGAUUGAGAUCCUCUGUUUGAAAUGAUUGUCAAUCACGAGGCAAGGUUUAGCUGAGCAAAAGAACGGCGGUUGGUUGUUUUCCCCUAGCCAUACAUUCAACAAUUCACCGAAUGCAUUUUUACACUCUAAUUGGAGGUUUGAAGCCUUCUUUUGGGAUUAGACAGUGGAGUGCGUGAAGUAGAUCCGUUCGCACUUGCAUGUGUGUAUUUGAACUUAUUGUAUAUACACGUAUCUUCUUUAAGGUUUACCAAUUAUUUUGGAUUUACCCUUGUUUUCUGUAAAGGAUUUCCUCCCUGAACAUUCAUCUCAUGGAGGUAUAUAAUUACUCUGUUGACUUGUUCUAAUAAUUGAUUAGAAAAACACAGCAGUUUGAAGUUAGUUCUCUUAUUGGUCAUGUGGCGAGGCCAGUUGAAUCUGAGAGAGUGAUUGAAAUGUGUUACAUGUAACGUUACACCUGCUUUGGAUGCAGCUAGUACAUAGUUUAGAAAUUCAGGCCAAGAUUAACAGAACAGGAACAGCACCCCAUAGAAAUCUUGAAUUCAACCAUGAUACAUCAGCUUUCUAUCCAUUGGCCAUUACAUGAACUUGUUGCACAGUACAGCAAUUGAGAAUCACCGGUUCUUUUCAGAACCCCACAUGCUCCAAAAACAAGGAGAUUUACCCAUAGUGUUGCCGGCAACCCAUCUAGUUUACUUGCUUCCUCCACCAUGGAAAGUUUCAAAUCUCAGUACAGUCAUUCUCAAUAAAAACUUCAUCAUAUCUUUACACUCCGCUCCUUUUGGUUAAAUGCACUAAAAGGUGCACUUUUUAAAAACCUGAAAUUAUCCAUGUUUCCCGGGACAAGUGAGAGCGCUGUUGCUUUGGUGUCAUCCAGGAAAGCGUGGUUUAUUGCAUAGGUUUUUCUAAAAUUGUGAACCCAGAAUUUACUUAUUAAAACAUUUCUAAGAAAAGCUUUGGUGCUCACGUAUUGCUAUGCACAUAAACCUUAAUGAAUUAGUAAAGAAGAGAAAAUUUAGUCCAGCGAAAUCUACAAAAUGCAAGACUUUUCAGCUUAAAUAAACCAGUGCAACAUUAACACUUUA
This is a messenger RNA of Acanthaster planci (crown-of-thorns starfish), 3501 nucleotides long. RefSeq names its product sperm-associated antigen 16 protein-like. The record is from RefSeq and is a predicted model, not a curated record. Gene Ontology annotation, molecular function: protein binding. Lineage: Eukaryota; Metazoa; Echinodermata; Asteroidea; Valvatida; Acanthasteridae. Gene Ontology annotation, cellular component: axonemal central apparatus. Gene Ontology annotation, biological process: axoneme assembly.